Messenger RNA from Hemibagrus wyckioides, 713 nucleotides. RefSeq names its product ATP synthase peripheral stalk subunit F6 (gene atp5pf). Gene Ontology annotation, biological process: proton motive force-driven ATP synthesis. The transcript has 4 exons. Lineage: Eukaryota; Metazoa; Chordata; Actinopteri; Siluriformes; Bagridae. Gene Ontology annotation, molecular function: proton transmembrane transporter activity. The coding region runs from base 164 to 487 and encodes 107 amino acids. The record is from RefSeq and is a predicted model, not a curated record.
CGAAGUCUCUAUACUGGCGUGUGAUUUAUUGGAAUACGGGUAGGAAAAAAAUACCGGACAGGAGGAAGAAGAAGAAGAAGAAAAAAAAAAAAAAAUACCCACAAUUCUCUGUGUCGGCGAAGCGGCCAUUGCUUGUGAACGGACUCUAGCUGCAAGAGACAGCAUGGCGCUCAAUCGGCUCUUUCAGCUCUCCUCUGUCUUCCGCUCGGCUGUGAGCGUGACUCUGCGCAGGAACAUCGGCAUCUCUGCCGUCGUUUUCAAUAAGGCUAAAGAUCUGGACCCUGUACAGAAACUCUUCCUGGACAAAAUCCGCGAGUACAACGUCAAGAGCAAGAGCUCAGGCGGAGUGGUCGAAGCUGGUCCCAGCUACCAGAAGAAUAUGACGGAAGAGAUAAGCAAACUGCAAAGGUUAUAUGGAGGAGGUGACCUGACGAAAUUCCCAGAUUUCAAAUUCACAGAGCCCAAGCUGGAAGAAGUGGCCAAGUGAGCAGCUGUCUGCGCCAAACUGCAUGUGUCUGUCAUUCUGAGUGAUGAAAAUAAUUAUUUAAUAAAGCCCUUGGUUGAAAAAAAUAUUAUAGAAUGUUUAUUUUUAUCCAUCUAUCACAAUAAGAUCCUUCUACUGGAUACAAAAUGUCAGGUGCCCUCAUCAAGAAUAAAAUUAUUUAUGAUGUGGAAAACUACAAAGAUAUUAAAGGUUUUUUGUUUAAAUCUCA